AUGGGCGCUCGACUCUCCCAACCGCGUGGUCCGGGCGGGACGACCGAGUCUUCUGUGCCGACGAGAGCCUCACCGCCGCCAUCGCCCAAACGACCCUUUCCCCGCCAAAUUAACCGUCGAACCAUCAUAGCUCCUGCUGCAGCGGCCACCAUGGCAUUGCUCUUGUUCGUGUAUACCAGAACCAGCAUUCGUGCGGCCAAGGCAAAUGCACAGCGUCAUAGAGAUGUUGACAGCGGCGGGGAGGGUUUGAGUCUUGUCAACGAGCACCGGAGACGGCAUGGCCUGGCCAAGAAGAUCGAUGGCGAUGGAGGCGGCACGGUCGUCGAGCUCGGGCGGGAGAUACUGGGUGGUGCGAGGAAAGGUGGUGGUGGUAGUGGUGCUGCGGAUGAUCAAACAAAUCGGACUGAGGAGGAGGAAAGGGCAAAGGUGUUGAAGAUGAGAAUGGCGAGGAAGGGCGGUGACGAUGCUGCGAAGUGA
This is a messenger RNA of Ramularia collo-cygni, 477 nucleotides long. RefSeq lists its product as uncharacterized. The record is from RefSeq and is a predicted model, not a curated record. The coding region runs from base 1 to 477 and encodes 158 amino acids. The transcript has a single exon. Lineage: Eukaryota; Fungi; Ascomycota; Dothideomycetes; Mycosphaerellales; Mycosphaerellaceae.